AUGUCCGAUGAACCUACCAUCCUCCGUCCCCGUCCCCGGCGUAUCUUCGACCUGACACCCUCGAACGAGUCGUCGGAGACUUCCACCCCUGCCGAACCCGCGAACCCGGACCUGCUGAACCCUAAGGAGACCAGCUCGACCAGCGUGAGCCGCAAUGCGUCGAUUUUGAACCUGACGUCGUCCACGCUAUACGGUAUUUACUCCCCGACGGCGUUCGAGAGCACCCGUGAAGAGUCCAGUCCCUGGGGCACAGAAGCGCAGACGCCCAGCUCGGAGACUCUACCGGCCAUCCAGACACCGUCAGAAGGGCCGGAUCCCUUGGCUUUGCAGAGGACUCGGUCGCGCCUCAGCCAUGGCCUGUUCCGCGGGGUGAUUCUGCCCCAGGUGGUGAGAAGUGCGCUUCUUUUUGGCUUCGGUGUGAUCUACGGGGUUAUCACUGUGCAUCUACAUGAGAACCACUGGAUCACGCCGGUGAAGUUGGAGAACAUCCAUGAUUACGACUCGUGGCAAUACCUUGGGUUCUGGGGCUUCAGUGGAGUGGCGCUGGGUAACUUCCUGCCCUGGCUCGAUUCUUUUGCAGAGCAGAUGGAUGCAAACCGUUCCCGCGCACCCAAGGGACAGGGCAACACUCGUGACCGCGAAGACCGCACGCCUGCUUGGGUUUCAGUGGCUCGAAGCGUUGGGGCGUUUGUCGGAAUUGCCUUUGCUCUGCGAAAGCUUCCCUGGGAAUCCACUACUCAGGCCUCUGCUACUCUUGCUCUCGUCAACCCUGUUCUGUGGUAUCUCAUCGACCGCACGAAGGCCGGGUUCCUGUUAUCGACCGUGGUUGGACUGGCAGGGACCGCUGUGGUAUUGGGCCUGAAGCCAGAGUUAAUACCGACAUCCACAGAGACUCCCGCAGCUAGCAUCCCGCUACUGAACAACACGAGCCGAGACUUUGGAUUGGUCUCAGGCGUCACACAAGAGGGCGCUGCGGUCCGCAUCUGGUUGGCGAGUGUUCUCUUCUGCGCGUGCGUCUGCUUUGGCAACGUUGGCCGACAAUUGGCCAUUGGAGGUGGAGGCAAGUAUGGGCUGGAAUAG
This is a messenger RNA of Aspergillus clavatus NRRL 1, 1080 nucleotides long. RefSeq names its product INSIG family protein. The transcript is spliced from 2 exons. Gene Ontology annotation, cellular component: endoplasmic reticulum. Bases 1 to 1080 code for a protein of 359 amino acids. Lineage: Eukaryota; Fungi; Ascomycota; Eurotiomycetes; Eurotiales; Aspergillaceae. The record is from RefSeq and is a predicted model, not a curated record. Gene Ontology annotation, biological process: sterol biosynthetic process.